AUGGCUCUCCAAUUCGUCACCCUCGACGUCUUCACGUCCCAUCGACUUCAAGGCAACCCCCUCGCCGUAGUCACCGUCCCGGCAGCGCUCAAAGACAGCCUUACACAAGCCACCAAGCAGAAGAUCGCGCAGGAGUUCAAUCUCUCGGAAACGGUAUUUCUGCACGAGGCAGCAGAGUCGGACGCUGGGAACCAAGAGCGCCACAUCGAUAUCUUCACUAUCGAGCAGGAGAUCCCGUUUGCCGGCCACCCGACCAUCGGCACCGCGGUAUUGGCGAAAUACCACCUCCAUCCCCACGUGCACACUCUCGUCACGAAAGCAGGCCCCAUUGGCAUCGCUCCGCAGCCGGGGAACCGCGUCCGCGCUAAGAUCCCGCAUGACGUGCAUCUGCACGCGCGGACGCUCGCGGACGUCGUCGGCGAAGUAGCGGCGGCGCCGGGGCUCUCGCCCGACCCGCAGAUCCGGGAGGCGGAGCUGCGGGCCCCGGUUUUUAGCGUUGUUAAGGGCAUGACGUUUGUGCUGGUGCGGCUGCCGUCGCUGGAACUGCUCGCGCGCGUUAGCACGGGGUACAGGCUCGACUUUGGUAACUUGCCUAAACCAUUGUUGGACGAGGGGCCCUGGGGGGAUAGUUUCGUCUGUCGGUAUUACUACGUGGAUGUGGGGGGCGAGGUGGAGGAGGAGGAGGACGGCGGCGACGGCGCCAGGGUUAUCCGCGCGCGCAUGGUGGAGGUGGGGUUCGAGGACCCGGCUACGGGGAGCGCGGCGUCGGCGCUGGCGGCGUAUCUUACGCUUGGGGAGGGGAAGGCGGGGAGGAGGUUUAGGGUUACGCAGGGGGUGGAGAUGGGGCGGAAGAGCGAUAUUAGUGUUGAGACUACGACGAGGGAGAGGGAGGGUGCUGAUGGGGGGGUUGAGUUGGUGGAUUUGUGGCUGGGUGGGACGGCGGUUGUGGUGUUGAAGGGAACUUUGACGCUUGAUGGGGUUGUCUGA
Daldinia childiae is the source of this 987-nucleotide messenger RNA. RefSeq lists its product as uncharacterized. Gene Ontology annotation, biological process: biosynthetic process. The record is from RefSeq and is a predicted model, not a curated record. Bases 1 to 987 code for a protein of 328 amino acids. The transcript has a single exon. Gene Ontology annotation, molecular function: isomerase activity. Lineage: Eukaryota; Fungi; Ascomycota; Sordariomycetes; Xylariales; Hypoxylaceae. Gene Ontology annotation, cellular component: cytoplasm.